GAAAAACUGAUUAAAAUCUUAUCCAGUAUUGGAAAACACUUGAGUGGUUUUUUUCGGUACUAUCAUUGACCCAUUGUCAUUUCUAUUUAUAUAAAUACAUCGCACGACAAGAUAACGCACGUUAAGGUAAACAUGGUUAAGGUACAAUUUGUGAUUGUUGCUUGCUUCGCUGCUGCCGCUUUGGCAAGACAGCACCCACCAACCAACAAUUUGGAAAAUGGUAAUGACGAAUACAUAAAUACAGACAUUGAGAUAGUGAAAAACAUUCUGAAUCUUUUUGAAACUGCCCAAGACCAAGAAUACGAGAAGAAGGAUGACUCCGACUCAACCAACGAAGAUAUCAUCGAAAAAAUAAAGAAGUGUAUAAAGCAGCUAGUUGAGAAAGCUAAAGAUAGGGUUGGAGAUCUCGAGAAAAAGAUUGAACAAAUUAUUGGCGACGUAUCAACAAUCAAAGACUGCAAAGGAUCGGAGGAAGAUAAGCAAAAGUGUAUAGAGAAAGCCAUAGCUGCACUCAAGCAAGACGUCAAAAACCUGAUAGGCGACGGCUCAAAGCAAGCUCAAUGGAUUAUCAACGAAGCACUGCCAGAAUUGGUUCAAUGUGUUAGGAAAUAAUGUAUUAUAUGAUCAUCAAUCCAAGAAACAUAUAAUUUAUAAAUUAAAUGCAAACGUCCUACAACAUACGUAUCUAUUCAAAAGGGUUCGAGACCUUGUUUUUUGAAAGAGUCAGGUGUAGCUGCAAUGCGGGUUAGUGAAAUUAUAGCAUGAACACUAUGCUUCAGGGUGAAAGCUUCAUGAGAAUGAGGGGUCAUGUGAUACCUCGUCUUGAAACUCUUUGACCCAUAAGUUAUAGUCCUAGGAUGUGAAAUCACUACUUUUCAAAAUAACGAUAUCAUAAGCAUUUUUGUACACUGAACCGCUGAUAGCUCAACGACCAAUUAAUUAUCAAUAAUAAAUAUGAAUAUGAAUAUGAAUAUGAAUAUGAAUAUGAAUAUGAAUAUGAAUAUAUAUUACGUGCCAAUUAACAAAACAUUUGUUUUUACACUUGUCAUGAAAAUUACUGAUGACGUAUACAAUACAUAUAAAACUAUAAUUGGUAAAAAUAAAAUAAAAUAUAAUAUAAUAUAAAGGUGUAGUAGGCCAGAUCACACACAUAGGGGGGUCGCGAUAAACUCAUUCAAGGAAUAAAAAGGAUGUUUAACUAAUUCUUGCCAAAGUGUAUUUUUAAAAUGUUUUAAAGUAAGAUUCUUAGUAGUGUUUUUUAGCUUGUUAUAUACCCUAACAUCAAGUGAGUUUUUAUCUGAGAUCUUUAGCCUGUGAGCGCUAGGUUGAAGUAGAUUGGAAUGCCUGGUGUUAUAUCCAUGAACAUCCGAGUGCAUUGAGAAUUUAUGCUUGUUCUUAUGAAUCUCAACAAGGCUCUGAUAGAUGUACAUUGAAUAAAUUGUAAGCAUAUUUAAUUUUAUAAAGAGUGGCCUACAGUGGUCACGAUAACCAGCUCCCGCAAGAAUUCUAAUUGCUUUUUUUUGUAAUAUAAAGACUCUAUUUAUAUGGGUAGAAUUUCCCCAGAUUAAUAAGCCAUAUUGAAUGUGAGAGACGAUGAGGGAGUAAUAAACACUAACAAGGCAUUCAUUACUAUUGCAAGUUUUUAGUCUGCGUAGUAAGAAUAUGUUUGUGGCUAAUUUGCUACAUAGGGUUUCAAUGUGCUUUGUCCAUUUUAGUGAGCUAUCAAUUGUUAUGCCAAGCAAUUUUACACAUUUGUUUUCUGCAAGAGAAGAGUUACUAGUUACUACUAGCCUGUUAGUUUUGUCUGAGUUUAGGCAUAAGCUAUUCUGUUUAAACCAGUUGUUUGCCUUUUCUUCAAGCUGUUUAGAUAAGCUUUGUAAUAUAUGAAGAUUUUUGUGACUCUUUAUAAGGGUGGUGUCAUCUGCGUACAAUACACAAAUAUCUGGUAACAAGUAGUACCUAAUAAAGAUCAUUAAUGUAAAGGGAAAAAAGUAUUGGUCCAAGUAUGGAUCCCUGAGGGACACCAUAAUUUACACCUUUAAUUUCUGAAUGUUUAUUAUUACUACUAACGAGCUGAGAUCUUCCAGUCAGAUAUGAUCUAAAAAAGCACAGAGACACCCCACGAAAACUAUAAUAAUGCUCCAUUUUACACAGCAGCUUCUCAUGAUCCACACAGUCAAAGGCCUUGCUAAGGUCACAAAGGGUAAUUUGUACACUUCUUCCCCCUUCAAGGCCCUGGACUAUGUGGUCAAUAAGUUCCGCUAUAAGUAAUGUAUGAUGAUUUGUGGAAGAUUUCGUUGAAAAAAAAUGACCAAAUCUGAUCCAUUUUGAAACAUAGUGUUCUUAUAUUUUAGGGUUGUAUCUUAGAGCCCCUCAGUCCUUAUAAAAAAUAUCCCACAAUUUUGCCCAGCCGUCAUCUUAAAACUUUCAACUGCCACUUUUAUGCUAAAACCUAGUAUGCGUGCUUGAAUUUCAUUGGGCCGAGUUUUAGCUUCCUAACUUGACCUGUUAUGUGGUUGCACUGUAAUAGGAACCUGUUGUUGUCUAUGUAAAAAAUUUAUAAGCCUUUCGACUUUUCCGUACAAAAUUUCCUUUUUUCUUAUCGGUGAACGGAACUCGGUAUACUCUGGUGAUCUUGGACGGGUAUUUCGAAUAUGGCAAUGAAAAACCUGAAGUGUCGUGGGGACGAAUUUGGGCGCCUGCAACAACCCGAUAACAAAUUAACGUCGUACUCCGAAUCUACGCACGCAAUUUAUUCAGGAAAUGAAAAUCCGGAUCACAGAUAAGCAAGGAUUUCUGAAAAUAUUCUUAUGAUGCGCCUUAUAGUAGAGAGAUUUCAAUGUCACAAAUAUCGCAUCUGCAAACGUGAACACUCCUAAGAGGUCAGACCCUACUUAGUAUUGCAAAUGAUAAGGUGUGGAAGAUUGUUACUAAAUUAUGCCAAAAUAACAACGGAUUUAAAUGAAAUUAAGUAUCGACUUAUCUAGAAUAACACAUAGGCUAGCUUUUAUCCUGGAAAAUAACUUUAGGGUGGAUUCCAUCAGGAUUGUCAAAUCAACAAGUCUCAAUUUUCCACCUAUAGGAUUACAGUCCGUCAAAUAUAGCGAAUGAGCUUCAAGAUCCUUUCAAUAAAUCUUAGCAGCCUAUGAAAUAUUGAAAACGAAAUAUUGUCAAAGUAUGAGACGACAGCUUGUCAUUGAGGUAUUACCAGUUUAUUGAAUAUUAAGAAAUUACAUAUAAUUCAGACAAAAUUAAUUUGGAUAAAAUGUUUUUUUGUACCUACUAUUGUUGAUUGUUUUUACCCGUUUAUAUUAUUUUCUUUAAUUACUAUGCUAUUUUACUAAUUUAACAUCACCUACCGUGUGUUUUUUCUUAUAAGCCUCUUGCAGAUAGCCAUUAAACACCUACUUGAUGACAAAGACUCUACCAAAAAUAUCAUAGAUAUUGCUCGUUUCCAAACGUUCAUUAAUUUACUUGCCGUUCAUCAGUACUAUUGUGGCACAUUAGGCGGUAUUCGCACAAAGCCAUACAGGAUUUUUGAUAUCCAUACAUCCAUAUUUUUCAGGAAGUGAACAAACCUCCACACUAUAUUUACAGCGAUUGAGAAACACCCAAAUAUACAUUUGCCAUAAGGCUACCCCAGCAAAAAUAAAACCAGCGGAAAAACGCUGUGUGCUUCAAAAUGUUCUCGAUAUGCAUAUAAAUGUGAUUGUCUACCCAGUCAGUCAGCAUCGCGUCUGGACCACAAUACGGAGGAACAUGAAAAUUUGGACACAUGCUAAUUGAAACCGAAUAAAAUUAAAGAUAUGGUAUUAUUUGGGAUUUUGUAAUCAACUGUCAUGACAAGUACCAAAAUCUCCACCGUCAGCGUCACUUACGCAACAGCGCGGCCAGCCAUCUCCCCAUCCAACCUGUGACCAUUAAGCGAUACGGACGUUUUGUUUUGCACCAUCUGUUACCCGUGACAACGAACGCUUGUAACUGGUACUAACACAAUACAUUGUUUUUAAUUAAUAAUUGUAGUAACUCAUACACUCAUUGCCUUCUAUGCUG
This is a messenger RNA of Acanthoscelides obtectus, 4053 nucleotides long. The record is from the annotation of a GenBank genome assembly. NCBI's taxonomy places the organism in Eukaryota, Metazoa, Arthropoda, Insecta, Coleoptera, Chrysomelidae.